Dacryopinax primogenitus is the source of this 521-nucleotide messenger RNA. RefSeq lists its product as uncharacterized. The transcript has 3 exons. The coding region runs from base 133 to 372 and encodes 79 amino acids. The record is from RefSeq and is a predicted model, not a curated record. Lineage: Eukaryota; Fungi; Basidiomycota; Dacrymycetes; Dacrymycetales; Dacrymycetaceae.
UUUGGAAGGACAAGAACAAGGCGAGGCGAGGAAAUCACGAUCAGAAGAGAGGGCAUGACAAGAAGCUGGCACGCGCUGCAGGACCACCAGCAUCAGACGCCGGUUGACCUCAUUGUAUGCGGACGGAUAAACAUGGCUCCGGAACACAAUCAACAACUUACCUGGUGGUCACACCGGAUCAGCCUGAAGUUGGUGUGGGAUGCACGGAUCCCUCGAUAUUUCAGUCAGAUGGUCUUCUACGCAUCUAAAAGCAAUUGUUACGCCAACAAACGCAGCCGUAUCAAACUAGCACCACUGAAGGAAGCGGUGAGAUGGAGAUAUCCUAAUAAGAGUACUGUGAGCGAUUAUAAUAGCAACAGGCGCUCGACCUGAGUAAUUGGGACUGCGAGCAGAGCUUCGACAAGGUAUAUAUAGAAUGCAGCUACGCUUCUCGAAGGUCGACAAUCCAUUCGUCACUGUUUGUUGACACGCUCCGAUCACCUAUUAUCACUAUCAAGCCGACGUAGGAUGACGACGAAUCC